UUGUGGACAUUUACGAGUUCGUUACGCAUUUUGUUAAACUAAACUACCAUUCAAAAGUUGUCAAUUUCUCUAUAAGUAACCGUUUUGUAUAAAACUAAAAACCUGUUCUGUAAAAAAAUACCUCAAAAAUUACUCAACUUUGUAAUCUUUAUUAAAAGAUUGGUAAAGUAUUUUUCACUUUUCCAUAAAAAUAAUGUUAAAAUAAAUAUUAGUCAUUGUGUCUACUUCGGAAAAAUCCCCCAAAAGUGAUUUUAGUGAUUUUUCUAUGGUCUCAGCAUUAAAUACACAGCAUCAACAAUUCAGUUUGCAGAGACUGUUAAUAGUGCCAAUACGUUAAACGGUGCAGAUAAUAAUAAUUAAGAUUUUUAUUAAAAUAAAAAUAAACAACAAAAGUUUAUAAUAAAUAAAUACUUAAUAAAAUUUUUAUAAAAAAACAAAGAAAAGAAAAUAUAACAAACGCAAACAAAUAAAAAUCGUGAUAAAAAACCAUUGGGGCAUUUAAAACGAAAGUCUAUACCUACAUCCAUUAAAAACUUUAUGUGAAAGUCCAUAAAUAUUUUAUAAAUAUUUUAGAAUUUAAACAAUUCACGCGAAUUCUACACACUCGAAUAACAACAUGACAGAUCAUCAUCUACACACAUCUUUACAAAUGGAAAACAACAAUUUAAGUCAAGAAAUGGAGGAUCUAACAGAUAAAAAUGAUCAUCAACACGAUUUAUAUCCACCUUCAGAAAUUGAUGAUAUUGAUGGUCGUAUACCACGUAUUCCAAGAGCAGUUCCUGAAACUGAUGACGACGAUGAAUAUGAUGAUCGACCAAAUUUUAUAGGUCCACGUAUGGGUGUCGAUGAUGGUCUACUGCCAAACGAUGAACAUGGUGUUGUAGCAAAUCACCAUCCUGUGAAGCCACCCACUAGACGUCCCAGUUUUGCUUUUCCCGGUUAUGAUGGUGCAGGUUUUGUAAAUAUUAAUGGAGUCGAGACCCCUAUUCCUGAUAUAAAUGCUUACCAACACAAAAAGACUUUGGCACAAGGAAUGAUGGAUCUGGCCUUAUUAUCUGCCAAUGCCAAUCAAUUGCGUUAUGUGCUGGAGUCCUAUGACCGACAUCCCUACUAUUAUGCCAGUUUAAUUUUUAUUUCUUUAAGCAUCAUUUUCCAAAUCAUAGUUGGAGUUGGUUUAAUACUCAAUAGUAAAUACAAUGUUAAAAACGAAAAGGAGAUUUGUCGUGCUAAUAAAGUCAAUAAUUAUACAGUUAUUGGUAUUUUUAUUGUUACGGUAGUAAAUGUUUUUAUAUCCGCCUUUGGUGUGGCCGAUCCUCAAUCAGAAAGGAAUACAUAAAAUCUUUUAAAAACAUUUUAAAUUUAAAUGUAAAUAAUUUAAGUAGUUUUUAAGUCAAUCUCACAAAACCCUUUUAAAAUCCCAUCGAAUGAAAUUAUUUUUUUAUUAAAUGUUAAUUUAUAUAUUAUUAUAAAUAAAUAUUUAUUAAAAUGUGCUUAAGAAAACAAUAAU
Messenger RNA from Lucilia sericata (common green bottle fly), 1507 nucleotides. RefSeq lists its product as uncharacterized. Bases 617 to 1336 code for a protein of 239 amino acids. Gene Ontology annotation, cellular component: membrane. Gene Ontology annotation, biological process: cell adhesion; tissue regeneration. The record is from RefSeq and is a predicted model, not a curated record. The transcript is spliced from 5 exons. Lineage: Eukaryota; Metazoa; Arthropoda; Insecta; Diptera; Calliphoridae.